GAGAUUACAUAGUCAUAGAAUCUACUCGAUUGAUAAUGGGAAGAUUCGUCCACACGAGUGGACACAUAAACACGAAGACUUGUUAAUCUUUUCUCGUGUCAUUUAUUUAAAUGUUCAAAACCGAACAAUAUGGUUGAGGAAAAGAACGAAGACUGGACCUUCUCAAUAAAGGAUUUAACCGAAAAGCAGCAUGUGACAUUCACGGGGCGAGGGGAGUACUUCGUAGGGCUGACCCAGGCAUGUGCGUUAGCAGUGGAACGUGACGUAGACAAUUUAUGCGUACCCUUACUUCAUCUCACUAUCAACAACCUAGGCGGUUGCGUCAUCGCUUGUGGCAACAAGGACUUCCCAUGCGGCCUUAGCAACGGCGAGGCACUUUCUGGAGAAGUUACACUAGUCACUGGUCUUGUGCUAGACAUAGCCGAUAGACAGCUACAAUUCUUCGAAGGCCCUAUCCCGAAACCCAGAAGAAAACUCCCACGUACCCCUGGGGCAUUCAUACAGGACACCCCUCCUUCAAAGCCUGCUAGACGCACGGACCACGAACAUCAAAAUGGCGAAGAAACGGAAACCGGAAAAGAAAACAAACACGAGGAAAACGAGCAGUCUGAAAUUCAACCACACACAAUUGAACGCAGAAUGUCAGAAGAUCCACACUUUGAGCUUCAGAGCCCCGAACAAGUAGCCAUUGCAGCGGCGAGUCACUUCAUCAAACAGCUUCGAAUGUUCACCGAUGCCAAUGUUACUUCCAAAAUGGUCGACGAUGUAUUUAAGUUAUUUGUGGACACAGUUGAGUCUUGUCCCGAAGUGUUCGAGAUGUAUGUACGCGAGAUGGCCAGCGGGAAGAGCGUGGAUCGUCCAAUGCACGCGCCUGCUGUGAGGGUUAUUAUUGAGAUGCUGAAAUACACAUUGGACCCAGUCGAACGCGUGGUUCUGAUUCUGGACCUUCUACGGACGUUCUCUCACUUCGACGCCAACCUUCCUACACUGGUGCAGCUCCGGGCGUCCGCCACGGUUCUCGGUACGAUGACAGCACUCAGGGACGUAGUCGAGGUACAGCGUUACGGGGCCGAUAUCCUAGCAAAGAUCGCGCUCUACCAGCCGAGAUUGGACGAGAAGCCCACUAUUCGCGAGGUGGCAGUGGAUGUCCUACUAGCGGCCGUCCGACAGCUCAAGGCCGACCUCCAGCUGGCCAGAUCCGUGAGCAGAUGCAUGGCCAACCUUGCGAGCAGCAUCACCCAGCUGCUCAACAACAGCAUCGACAGACUGGCAGAAGACUCAGAAAGGUCAAGUCCUCUUUCACUCAAUUGCGUUUCGACUUAUGAGAAACUUUUACAACACGUGUUCAAGGAAGCUAUUCCGGUGGUGCAGACUUCUAUGAAACAGUUCAACACUGACGUCGGCGUUUGCACAGAGGGCCGGAAGCUCAUCUUUUUCUACGGAAAAUUUCCUCAACUCGAGCAGAAGUUAUCGUCUUUACAACAAGUGUGUCGGGAACCAAUUUCGGAGGACAUUGACGACAUAUCUGCCCAAUGGAAUACUGACACGGACAUUCUAUUGGUAGAAAGCUGGAAACAGAAACCUUCGGGUAUAAUGAGAAGCAAAGGAAGACCAGUAAAACAAGAGGGCAAGAAAAUCAAGUUCGUUGACCUUGAACGCAGUGACAACGCUGAAAAUGAUUCAAAUGACUAUGAGAACGAUACCAGUGGCUCGGAUAAUGAAAUGCGUGGACUGAAGGUCAACGGAAUGGCACCGAAUGACGCUACCAAAGCAAAUGGAAAUCAUGAAACUCAAGUGAGAGACUCUGUCCAGCAUAAAUAUGUAAUUAAUAGUGAUCAAUUGAUACCUGUAGUUGAGCAACAAAUAGAACAUGACUUUGUUAUUAUUAACCCAUUAGAGACCACAACGAACACAUUCAGUAAUUUACCACAAACCGAAAAUGUUACCACACAUCAAGAGGAUGCACCGUUCGAAACGGAUUCAAAACAAGACAACGGUGCAUCCGAAACAACUCUGCCGUUUCCCAACGAAGAAACACAUUUUGGCAUGCGUGAAACAGAUACAAGCAUAAAGAAAGAGUUGCAUCAACGUGCUAAAUCGGAAUCUGCAAGUGAAGAUGAAAGUGUAACACUUGAGCAAUCCCAUGGCUAUUUACCUCCAGAGGUGGUCUUUUUGGAAAAGUUAAUUCUUGCUCAGAUAACUGUAUACGCUGGAACCCUAGCUUUCCAGGGAAACGACUCUCAAGUUUUGAUGAUUAUAGACAAGCCCGUCACAGAAAUGUUAGAGUCAGUAGGCGCUAAUGCUGAGUUGGUGGCGUUUUGCAAACGGAAACACGGGGACACCACAACACUUAUGGAUGUUGACCCUUCGCUUAUCAUUAGCGUUAUAGAUGCGGUCAGAUACAAGUCCGUAAUGACUGAUCUUGUGCGCUCCACUGUUAUCGACCUCAUCAAACAUGUAUCGAAAAGAAUGCGGAAACCAACGCUGGAGAUGGCGUACGCGUUCUUGGGAGAUAUCUUCAGCGAUGAUGUUAUCGCAAACAAUAUAGCAGAUGGCACAUUUCUUUGCGAGUUGCAUGAAAGCCUACAGAACGUCAAUGAUAAACUAACACCAGCAAUAGUGGAAGAAAUUCAAAAACGAUGCGGGUUUCCGGGGCAAAAAAUCGUUAAUAGUGAACGGUCAACAACGUGACCAUCCUAUUGAAAAUACUGAGACAUGUAAGAAACGAAUGGCAGACAUAAACAGAACACUAUUUGAAGCCAUUCCAACAGAUAAAUGGUCUGUUUCGAAAAGUUCUGGUAAACAUAAAAACGUUAGAGGAAGUAUCGAUUGAUGGUAUAUGUGAGCAGCCAUACAAGUGUUCACUCGUGCAAUAAUAAUAGGAAAAAAGGGUGUUUGCUGCUGCGCAGCAUUUUUCUUCUUUCAUUUGGAUUGCAUCGUGAUUGUUCUUUUCAAACUUCGAAGAGUAUACAUAUUAAAUAUUUUAUUAUCAAUCAUUAUAUAUGUACCAUAAAUUGAAGUAAUACUUUCUUGUAAACCAAAUGUUACUAACUGACUUGUUCUCGUCCAAUUAUACACAUAUAUAUAU
Messenger RNA from Dreissena polymorpha, 3088 nucleotides. RefSeq lists its product as uncharacterized. The record is from RefSeq and is a predicted model, not a curated record. NCBI's taxonomy places the organism in Eukaryota, Metazoa, Mollusca, Bivalvia, Myida, Dreissenidae. Bases 130 to 2691 code for a protein of 853 amino acids. The transcript has 12 exons.